Molecule: messenger RNA, 439 nt
Organism: Rubroshorea leprosula
Lineage: Eukaryota; Viridiplantae; Streptophyta; Magnoliopsida; Malvales; Dipterocarpaceae
Source: the annotation of a GenBank genome assembly
AAUCCAAGCACAUGAUGGUCUGAGACACAAACAGAGAAACAGAGAUGGUCAAUGGCAAGAAGGUACUGCUAAGUGAAGUGCUGCCAUUUGCAGCCAUGGUGGGAGCAGAAUGCUCCACCGUUGGCUUAAACAUUCUGUUCAAAGCAGCCACUCUGAGGGGGAUGAGCUACAACAUCUUCAACGCAUAUUCCUUUGCAAUUUCCACCCUUUGUGAUUGGAGCUGUAAUAAUAGCCACUGGGUUUUAUGCUGUGAUAUGGGGAAAAGCAAAAGAAAAAGCAAUGGUGGAUGAUGACCAACAACAUCCUUUGUUGCAGAAGCUAUAAAGUUGAAAAUAUCUAGCAAAAAGAUCAAUGGUAGAAAAUAUCAGAACCUGGACUAAAUUCAACGAUGCUUGAGUUCUGUAUCGUUUCUCUUUACUAACAAAGACAUGAAUGAUGG